Aspergillus affinis is the source of this 1470-nucleotide messenger RNA. It is a transcript of the gene cp8, whose product is annotated as putative carboxypeptidase Y. Gene Ontology annotation, molecular function: serine-type carboxypeptidase activity. Gene Ontology annotation, cellular component: fungal-type vacuole. Lineage: Eukaryota; Fungi; Ascomycota; Eurotiomycetes; Eurotiales; Aspergillaceae. The record is from RefSeq and is a predicted model, not a curated record. Bases 1 to 1470 code for a protein of 489 amino acids. Gene Ontology annotation, biological process: proteolysis. The transcript has 4 exons.
AUGUUGCGUCUAUUCCCCUGGCUGGUCACCCCGUUCCUCGGCCUCAGCCAUGCCACUCAGACGCCUCUACUACCAGACCCAGAGGCGUUUCGCGUCAUCCGCAGCACCCAAUUCCCAGACCACUCGGUGCGCAUCCGCCAGCAGAACGAGUCCAUCUGCGCCGCCGGCUCCGCCCAAUACACCGGUUGGCUGGAUAUCGGCCCCAAACAUCUCUUCUUCUGGUACUUUGAGAGCCAAAAUGAACCCCUUACUGAUCCCCUGACUCUCUGGAUGACCGGGGGGCCAGGUGACUCUAGCAUGAUUGGAUUAUUCCAAGAGAUCGGGCCCUGUCUCGUCAAUGAGCACGGUAACGGCACCUAUAAUAAUCCAUGGUCAUGGUCGCAAAACUCGUCAUUGCUGUUUGUCGACCAGCCGGUCGAUACGGGCUUUUCGUAUAUUGACGAGGGGGUCGCGUUGCCGGUGGACUCAGCGGAAGCAGCGGUCGACAUGCAUCGAUUUCUUCAGUUGUUUGUGUCUGAGGUUUUCCCGCACUUGUCAACCGUACCGGUGCAUCUUUCCGGGGAGUCGUAUGCAGGCCAUUACAUCCCCUACCUCGGCGCCCAGAUCAUCCAGCAGAACCAACUCCAUCCCGACCAUGCACAGAUCAACCUGCAAUCAUGCCUAGUUGGGAAUGCCUUCGUGUCCCCACGAGACUCUUUCUACGGUUACUGGGAAACCCUCUGUACCACGAACCCGGGCGUCCCUGAGCCCGUCUUCAACAAGACGCGAUGCGACAUCAUGGCUGCGAACAUCCCGCGCUGUAUGCAAGUUUCCGAAGUCUGCGUAAGCAACCCAGACCCGGCUAUUUGUCGCGCUGCGCUUUCGGUCUGCUAUGAUGGCGUGGUAGGUUGGUACGACGACGAGGCUGGCGCUGGAGGACGGAAUAGGUUCGAUAUAACAGCGCCGUGCGCGAUUGACGAAAUGUGCUACAUUCAAUCCGCGCGCAUUGAAACGUAUCUGAACAGUCCCACCGUGUGGAAGGCGCUUUCCCCUCCCGUCCAGAUGAAUGAGUACAAGUUCGUCGCACAGUCUGUUAUCGACGCAUUCAAUACCUCGGCCGACGGGAUGACUUCCGCGUCUGAUCUGGUUGUCUUUCUGCUGACUCACGGGGUCCACUUUCUGGCUUACCAGGGCAAUCUGGAUCUGGCGUGUAACACGGCGGGGAAUCGACGGUGGGCCGAUUCGGUGGCUUGGAAGGGACAGGCGGAGUUUACAGCGAAGGGGAUGACGCCAUGGAUGGCUUUUGUUGAGGAGGCGGGGAGGAGGGAGACGGUUGGGAUGAUCAAGGAGGUGAGAGUGGAGGUUGGCGAUGGGGAGUCGAGGUUUGCGUUUGUGACUGUUGAUAGAGCGGGCCAUUUGCUCCCUCAAGAUCGACCUGACGUGGCACUUGAUAUGAUGGUCAGGUGGAUCACGGGGGCGUCUUUCGCGUAG